Messenger RNA from Megalopta genalis, 2745 nucleotides. NCBI's taxonomy places the organism in Eukaryota, Metazoa, Arthropoda, Insecta, Hymenoptera, Halictidae. The record is from RefSeq and is a predicted model, not a curated record.
CAAGGCGUGAGUCCGUAGACGUGAGCGCGUAGCACUCUUAUUUGCUCUUACUCUUAUUUCCACUGUGGUAUCAGCUGAUACCAUCAUGAAUCAUGUUUUGAUAAUGAGUUUUUUGUUUAGAGCACCUAUCUAAUUGUGAGAUAAUAUAGAAAGAGUGAAAGAUGUAUAAUAUAAAUUAAUUCCUUCAAAAUAAAACACGAAUGUUUUAGUAGUUUAGAACGUUUGUGUUAGACAUGGAAAUUCAAAUUACUCUUUUGAUUUAUUGUAUGUCUUUUAUUAUUUACAACAGCAAUAUCAUUGUAGAUGGACUUCAUAGAAAUUUAAAAUACUAUGAAACUCUUCAUUCAUCUCAUUUACAACACAAAAUUAUAAAACGAGGUAUUCAACACAGUUAUCAUCCUUAUAAUAAAAUAAGUGAAUUGGAAUUUUAUUCUCAUGGACGGUAUUUCCGCUUAAUUUUAACGCCAAGAAGAGAAGUGAUACAUUCAAAAUUCAAAGCGUACGAAGUUAAUGGUGAUGGAGAAGAAAAAACUAUACAUUUAGAUCAUGAAAGAUUUUAUCAUGGGCGUGUGUUUGGUGAAAUUGAUUCUCAUGCUCAAGUACAUAUUGAUAAUGGAAUUCUUACAGCCAGUAUUACAAUCGCUGAUGAAACAUUUCAUAUUGAGCCAUCUUGGAGGCAUUUGCCUCAUUUAGGUAACGAAACAAUGAUUGUUUAUAAAUCAUCAGAUGUUAAAUUAAGUUGGGAACAUAUUGAAUAUGGGGAAGGACAUACUCAUGGUGCUCCUAAAACUUGUGGAUACGUGAAAGAAGAAUUAGAUAUUCCAAUAAAUGAUGGGGAAGUAAUAAAAGAAGGAGUUGAUUUUAUGGAAGACAAACAUUUCAGAAUAAAAAGACAAACGGAGACAUAUGAAUAUACACCUACAAAAACAAGAUGCCCUUUAUUACUGGUUGCUGAUUAUCGUUUUUAUCAAGAAAUGGGUGCCAGUAGUACAAAAACAACAAUCAAUUAUUUGAUAAGCUUGAUCGAUAGAGUACAUAAAAUUUAUAAUGACACUUUAUGGCAAGAUCGGCAAGAACAAGACGGUUUUAAAGGAAUGGGUUUCGUUAUUAAGAAAAUCGUUGUUCAUAGUGAACCAACUCGCGUAAGGGGUGGUGAAACACAUUAUAAUAUGGUUAGAGAAAAAUGGGAUGUGCGCACAUUGCUAGAGGUAUUUAGCCGGGAGUAUAGCCAUAAAGACUUUUGCUUAGCUCAUUUAUUCACCGAUUUAAAAUUUGAAGGUGGUAUACUGGGCUUAGCAUAUGUAGGUUCACCUCGUAGAAACUCAGUGGGUGGCAUUUGUACACCAGAAUAUUUUAAGAACGGCUAUACACUGUAUCUUAAUUCAGGACUAAGUUCUAGUAGAAAUCAUUAUGGACAAAGGGUAAUUACUAGAGAAGCUGAUUUAGUUACUGCACAUGAAUUUGGGCAUAAUUGGGGUUCUGAACACGAUCCAGAUGUAACGGAAUGCAGUCCGAGUGCUAGCCAAGGAGGUUCGUACUUAAUGUAUACAUACAGUGUUAGUGGAUACGAUGUCAAUAAUAAGCGUUUUUCACCCUGUAGUUUAAGAUCUAUCCGGAAAGUUUUACAAGCAAAAUCAGGUCGUUGUUUUUCUGAACCGGAAGAAUCAUUUUGUGGUAAUCUACGCGUCGAAGGAGAUGAAGAAUGCGACGCAGGAUUACUUGGAACCGAAGAUAAUGAUGCUUGUUGUGAUAAAAAUUGUAAACUACGCAGAAGUCAAGGAGCAGUUUGUAGCGAUAAGAAUUCACCAUGCUGCCAAGGAUGCGCAUUCAUGCCCCUAGGUGUGAAGUGUAGGGAUGCACAAUAUGCUACUUGUGAACAAGAAUCGCGUUGCACAGGAGCGUCCAGUGAAUGCCCUAGAUCUCCACCUAUGAAGGAUGGAACAGGUUGUCUUGAAAGAGGUCAAUGUAGACUCGGAAAGUGUAUACCAUAUUGUGAAACGCAAGGCUUGCAAAGUUGUAUGUGUGACACAAUUGGAGAUGCGUGUAAAAGAUGUUGUAGAAUGAGCUUGAACGAAACGUGUUUCCCCAUAGACCCUCAAGAUAUUUUACCCGAUGGAACUCCAUGCAUUCAAGGCUUUUGUAAUAAGGGCAUCUGUGAAAAAACAAUUCAAGAUGUAGUUGAAAGAUUUUGGGAUAUUAUUGAAGAUAUAAAUAUUAAUAAGGUCAUGCGGUUUUUAAAAGACAACAUAGUAGGGGCAGUUAUUAUUAUAAGUGCCAUCGUAUGGAUUCCGACAAGUUGUGUUAUCAGUUACAUUGACCAUAGACGCGUUAAAGAAAGCGAAAAGAAAUGGCGUUGGCAACAUACGGAAGAACUUAUUCAUCCUGAUGAACACAGACAAUCUAUUUAUAUAGAUCUACAAAGACAAAGAAUGCAACAAGUUUCACAACAAUCAUAAAUUAUUUAUGUACACUAUCGUACCAUCUGUAGUGAAACUUCUAGUCACAUGUGUUAUGUCUUACGAUGCUACAUUUUCUAUUAUGUACAUACAAAUAUUAUUUAAAAUAUGAAUACAGUAAUAUAUACACAAUUUAAGUGAAAAUGCACCAAAUCAGCCAUACAUUUCGUAAAACCUUCUAGCAAUGUAUUUAUUGCAUAACUUUAUAUAAGUACAAAUAUGCGUAUUAAGUUUUAUUUACAAAUUGUGAAAAACAGGAAUAAAAAAUUAACAAGCUAAUUAAAUGACA